GCGUCAAACGCGCUUGACGACAUCAAAGCUCCUGCUGGCGUCGUGCUGCCGCCGCGCGAGAUUAGGAAUAUCCUCGAAAAGACGGCCGGAUAUGUCGCGCGAAACGGCUCGGUGUUUGAAGACCGCAUCAGAGAAAAGGAGCGCCAGAAUCCCAAAUUCAGCUUCCUAAGUCCCGACGAUGCGUACCAUGCUUACUACCAGUGGCGACUGAGUGAGAUCAGAGCUGGUCGCGGCACCGAUAUCGCGGCCGGUCGAGUUGGCGAAAACAUCACGCCUGUUCCCGAGAAGCCCAAGGGCCCGCCGAAGCCCCCCGAUUUCCAAUUCUGUGCUCGAAUGCCUCACAUCAACCAGAAAGAUCUAGAUGUGAUACGGCUGACGGCGCUUUUCGUCGCCAAGAAUGGACGGCAGUUCAUGACACAGCUGGCGCAGCGCGAAACUGGCAAUCCUCAAUUCCAAUUCUUAAUCCCAAAUCACACAUUCCACAACUUCUUCCAACACAUAGUCGAUCAGUAUACACUGCUGCUGCGGGCGAGCGGACUCGAUGGCGAGGGCGGCAAGCUGCAGGAGGAGCAAACUGCGGAGCUGGAGCUGAAUAUCAAGGACAAGUUUCAUGUGCUUAACCGAGCAAAGGAAAGGGCCGAAUAUCUUAAAUAUCAGGAGACUGAGAGAAAGAACAAGGAGGCUGAGGAAGAGGUCGAAAAGGCCGAGUUUGCCCGCAUCGACUGGGGAGACUUUGUCAUUGUCGAGACCAUUACGUUUUCAGACGAAGAUGAUAACACCAAUCUUCCUCCACCCACCACUCUGGGUGAGCUACAGUACGCUUCGUUGGAAGACAGGAAUAAGGCAUCCAUCAGUGCCAAUUUGCGGAUCGAGGAAGCCAUGCCUGGCGAAGAAGAUCUUGUACAGAACGGGGCUGAAGCCACUCGGCCAUCCUCCUUUCCCCUGCCCGUGCAUACCGGCUACGCACCGCAACAGCAAGCACAGACACCACAGCAUGCGCCUUUGCCAGUACCGGUUUACGGUGCCGCAGCACCACAGCAAUCUGCUCAGGAAGAGGAAGAGCUGCGGAGAAUCCAGGAGAGAUCUGCGGCGCAAUCCCGUAUGCAGCAGGCACAAUCAGAGGCCAGGGGUGGUCUUGGCCCAAUGAAGAUUCGGGAGAACUACGUGCCCCGAGCAGCACAAAAGACGGCAAGCAAGCAGGGCACGCAGAUGGCCUUGUGUCCCAACUGCAAGCAGCAGAUUCCUCUAAACGAGCUGGAAGCGCACAUGAGAAUCGAGCUCUUGGAUCCUAGCUGGAAAGAGCAAAAGGCCAAGGCUGAAUCGCGCUAUGCCACGUCCAACAUAGCUCAUAUUGACGUUGCUAACAACUUGAAGCGACUUGCUAGCCAGCGAAGCGACGUCUUUGACCCUGCAACAGGGAAUCCUCUCUCGGAAGACGAACAAGCAAGGCGAAAGAAGGCAGCCGUCCAAACGUUUGACGGCCAUCUAGAGGGAAAGAGCCAAGCUCAUCUCAACCACCUUCAGAAUGUCAAUGUCGACGAGCAGAUUCGUGCAAUCCAUCAGAAGUUUGCCACCAAGAAGUAA
Molecule: messenger RNA, 1584 nt
Organism: Trichoderma atroviride IMI 206040
Lineage: Eukaryota; Fungi; Ascomycota; Sordariomycetes; Hypocreales; Hypocreaceae
Biological process (GO): regulation of alternative mRNA splicing, via spliceosome; mRNA cis splicing, via spliceosome
Cellular component (GO): U2-type prespliceosome; U2 snRNP; catalytic step 2 spliceosome
Molecular function (GO): RNA binding
Source: RefSeq, a predicted model, not a curated record